CGCACGCAAAACGUUCUCUCUGGGGGAAAUAGAGGAUUUAUUAAGGGUAACAAUGCGCUACUAUAUGCCGUGUGCUGUACAGGGAUAGCAGCGAAAGUCACCGCCUCAGAGAGCGUACUGUGUAUGUAUGGGAUCUAGUUUUGUAAAUCCUUAUUCGGAGGAGUCCAUCCAGCUCAUUGCAGUCAUCGUUUCAAUAGUCUGAGUGACAAUUCUUCAUCAUGGCUCAAGGAUCCAGUGAUCAGAGUAAUGUGGAAAUGUCUGACCCAGAGGAGAGCUCUCCAAAUAUGAUUGUCUACAGAAGGAUUGAAGAGAUCAUUACAAGAAUGCAGGAUGACAAAACAGGAGGAGUUCCCAUCCGAACAGUCAAGAGCUUUCUGUCUAAAAUCCCCAGUGUUGUCACAGGUGCUGACAUUGUACAGUGGCUCAUGAAGAACCUCAUCAUUGAGGAUCCAGUGGAAGCAAUACACUUGGGAAGUCUUAUAGCAGCACAGGGCUAUAUCUUUCCAAUCUCAGACCAUGUCCUUACCCUGAAAGAUGAUGGGACUUUCUAUCGUUUUCAGGCCCCAUACUUUUGGCCUUCAAACUGCUGGGAACCAGAAAAUACAGAUUAUGCCAUCUAUUUGUGCAAGCGGACCAUGCAAAACAAAGCCAGGCUGGAGCUGGCAGAUUAUGAAGCUGAAAAUUUAGCAAGACUGCAGAGGGCUUUUGCACGGAAGUGGGAAUUCAUCUUUAUGCAAGCAGAGGCCCAAGUGAAAAUUGAUAGAAAAAAGGAUAAAACUGAAAGGAAAAUUUUGGAUAGCCAAGAAAGAGCCUUUUGGGAUGUUCACAGGCCAGUGCCAGGUUGUGUGAACACCACAGAAAUGGACAUCAGAAAGUGUCGCCGUAUGAAAAACCCCCAGAAGGUUAAAAAGUCAGUAUAUGGCAUCGCAGAAGAUUCUCAGCCGCAGAGUCCUGUACAUGUGCCCUCCCAACCCAUACGAAAAACGACAAAAGAGGAUUUCCGAAAACAAAUAACCUUUCUGAAUGUGCAGAUAGACAGACACUGUUUAAAAAUGUCCAAGGUAGCUGAAAGUUUAAUAGCUUACUCAGAGCAGUAUGUGGAAUAUGAUCCUUUUAUAACUCCCGCUGAACCUUCCAAUCCUUGGCUAAGUGAUGAUACUAUCUUAUGGGACAUAGAAAUGAGCAAAGAACCCAGCCAACAACGAGUGAAAAGAUGGGGGUUUUCCAUGGAUGAGGUGCUGAAAGACCCAGUGGGGCGAGACCAGUUUCUUCGUUUUCUGGAAUCAGAAUUCAGCUCUGAAAACCUUAGGUUUUGGUUGGCUGUCCAAGAUCUCAAAAAACAACCUCUGCAAGAUGUAGCCAUCAGAGUGGAGGAAAUCUGGCAAGAAUUUUUAGCUCCUGGGGCACAAAGUGCCAUCAACCUGGACUCACACAGCUAUGAGAGAACAAGCCAAAAUGUCAAGGACCCAGGGAGGUAUACCUAUGAAGAUGCACAGGAGCACAUUUACAAGCUGAUGAAGAGUGACAGCUACGCACGUUUCCUCCGUUCUAAUGCUUACCAGGACUUAUUGCUGGCAAAGAAGAAGCCAGAGAAUGAGCAAGGUCGUAGAACUUCUCUAGAAAAGUUCACUCGCAGUGUGUGUUGCUGGCGCAGAAUGGCUGCCGCGUUACACCCCAGAGGUCGCUACAUUCCAGCGGUGGGGAAAGUCUCUGGCGGGCAAGCGCCUCACAGGCCUGAUGCAGUCCUCCUGACAGCUUCAGCUGAGCGAGCCAUUGCUGACAACCCUGACGAACAGCUGCAGUCAACCUCCGCAGAGGAUGUUUCAUUUUGGGGAGAAUGGGUCACAGUGAGAGAAAAAGAAUGAGAGCAGAGGGGAGAAAAAGGAGAGCAAGAUGGAGAGAUCGGCUCACUGGAGGUUCCUCUUUUCAUAGUUUACAUCAACACUUUCUUACUUGUACAGCUUUAUAACAGCACUGAGUUCUCUAAAGGUACUUUGCUUCCUACUUGGUUUUGGAGGAGCACGCUGCACUGUAUACAGAAGGUCAACAAGGCAGAGGGCUUAGUAUCUUAUUAUUUAAGGAACCAGUCCUAACUGCAACCUAGAGAAAGAAGAGCUGAGCAACAUCAGUAUUAUCCCUUCAUCUCUUCUCUCCCUGGUAAAAACACGGCUGUAACUGAAGCCACUAUUGUCCCCACCACCCACUUGUUCCCUUUCUUGUGGCCAUCUGGAUCCAAUAAAAUAUCUACCAGAAGCUGCUUCGCCUGCUCAAAACAAAAUGUCUAAUUCAUUUCUGCUGCAGACGGAAGCAAUUUCUUUGACUCAAUAUUUUUUUUUAUUUCCUCUCCUCUUUUAAAAUAAUGGUGGGAAAACCACUUCUUUUGGCUUGCUGUCCUCUCAAGGGCUGGUGGCAAAAGUGCAUGGCCAGAUCCUCAGCUGAAGUCAGUGGACCUUAACUAAUUCACACCAGCUGAUGAUCCAGCCCACAGAGUCAAACUGAUCACAAUGUAAAUCCUCUGACUUACUGGAGUUACUGUGCAUGCACAUCAGUGCAAAUAUGACUCUACCCAGUGGUCACCAGGCAAUGUUUGAGAUGUAUAAUACACAUGUGCACACACACAUCGCCACACAUACACACACAUGCAUAAAGUAUUUGAAGGUAUUAUACUGUA
This is a messenger RNA of Alligator mississippiensis (American alligator), 2671 nucleotides long. It is a transcript of the gene RGS6, whose product is annotated as regulator of G protein signaling 6. The transcript is spliced from 19 exons. The coding region runs from base 219 to 1865 and encodes 548 amino acids. The record is from RefSeq and is a predicted model, not a curated record. NCBI's taxonomy places the organism in Eukaryota, Metazoa, Chordata, Crocodylia, Alligatoridae. Gene Ontology annotation, biological process: G protein-coupled receptor signaling pathway; intracellular signal transduction; regulation of G protein-coupled receptor signaling pathway. Gene Ontology annotation, molecular function: GTPase activator activity.